Messenger RNA from Capsella rubella, 696 nucleotides. Its product is annotated as 40S ribosomal protein S19-1. The transcript is spliced from 4 exons. The coding region runs from base 92 to 523 and encodes 143 amino acids. Gene Ontology annotation, cellular component: ribosome; cytosolic small ribosomal subunit. The record is from RefSeq and is a predicted model, not a curated record. Gene Ontology annotation, biological process: ribosomal small subunit assembly; translation. Lineage: Eukaryota; Viridiplantae; Streptophyta; Magnoliopsida; Brassicales; Brassicaceae. Gene Ontology annotation, molecular function: structural constituent of ribosome; RNA binding.
GAAAACCCUAGUCUUUGCGGAGAGACAGACAGAGAGAGUUGGGCGAAACCCAGACGAAGAUCACUGCUUUCUUAAUCUCCCGUGUUUAGCUAUGGCGACUGGUAAAACUGUGAAAGACGUCUCACCCCAUGACUUCGUCAAGGCUUACGCCUCUCAUCUCAAGCGAUCUGGCAAGAUUGAGCUUCCCACAUGGACCGACAUUGUGAAGACUGGAAAGUUGAAGGAGCUUGCCCCAUAUGAUCCAGACUGGUACUACAUCAGAGCUGCAUCUAUGGCAAGGAAGGUUUACCUUAGGGGAGGUCUUGGUGUUGGUGCUUUCCGAAGAAUCUACGGAGGCAGCAAGAGAAACGGUAGUCGCCCACCACACUUCUGCAAAAGCAGUGGUGGUAUUGCCCGUCACAUCCUCCAGCAGUUGGAGACAAUGAACAUUGUUGAACUCGACACCAAAGGAGGAAGAAGAAUCACUUCCAGUGGCCAACGGGAUUUGGACCAGGUUGCUGGCCGUAUUGCAGUUGAACCUUGAUGAUCUGAAUGUUCUUUUUUGUUCUUCUACUACUUUUCAGUCCAUUGUGCUUUUAGUGUUUAUCUUUACUUUUAAAAACUGUUAUCAUCUCUUGCUGAAGACUGCACUCAUAAUGGUCAAAAAUUUUAAAAAUUUUGGUGGUGGCUUUGGACUAAAUUCACGUCUUCUUCCUU